This is a messenger RNA of Botrytis porri, 1449 nucleotides long. RefSeq lists its product as uncharacterized. Gene Ontology annotation, cellular component: cytoplasm; peroxisome; mitochondrion. The record is from RefSeq and is a predicted model, not a curated record. Gene Ontology annotation, biological process: hydrogen peroxide catabolic process; response to hydrogen peroxide. The coding region runs from base 1 to 1449 and encodes 482 amino acids. Gene Ontology annotation, molecular function: heme binding; catalase activity. NCBI's taxonomy places the organism in Eukaryota, Fungi, Ascomycota, Leotiomycetes, Helotiales, Sclerotiniaceae. The transcript is spliced from 9 exons.
AUGGCUCAACAAUGGCGUAACGUCGGAACCAGCCAUCACGACGAUGAACGGUGCUCCCGUUCUAAAGCCAGCAUCUACCCAAAGAAUUGCAAUCAGCUCAGAGCCACUCUUCUGCUUCAAGAUAUCAAUCUCUUGGAAUUGAUCCAACAUAUCACUCAUGAGCGGAUUCCAGAACGUGUCGUCCAUGCAAGAGGUACCAGCGCUCACGGAUACUUUGAAGUCACCGACGACAUCUCGGACGUCACAUCCGCGGCAUUUUUAAACAAAGUUGGAAAGCAGACAGAUUUAUUUUAUUGGCUAUUUCUCAGCACUCCUGUCUUUCCAAUCCGAGAUGGAGCAAAAUUUCCAUCUUUCACUCAUGCAACCAAGAAGAACCCAAGAAGUGGUUUACCUGAUCACAAGGCAUUUUGGGACUACUUCACUCACAACCAAGAGGCAAUUCACUUCCUUAUGUUCCUCUUCAGUGACCGUGCUACACCAGUUGAUUUCCAACACGCCGACAUCUUCAGAGUGAAAAACUUUACACAAGAUGAGGCCAAUCAAAAGGCUGGUGUCGACCCAGACUUCCAAACUCGUAGUCUUUAUGAAGAUAUCGAAAAUCAGAAAUACCCGACGUGGGAUGUUUUUGCACAGAUUAUUGACCCUGUCAAAGCCGAGAAUUACCAUAUCAAUAUCUUUGACGCAACUAAAACAUUCCCAUUUUCGGAAUUCCCUCUUCGCAAAUUCGGUAAAAUUACACUAAACAGGAAUGUGGAUAAUUUCUUCGCAGAGCAAGAGCAAAGUGCUUUCAGUCCAACAAAUCUUGUCCCUGGAUGGGCUCUGACUCCAGAUCUUAUCAUCCAAACCCGUGCUCUUGCCUACGCAGACACUCAAAGAUAUCGUCUUGGAGCCAACUUCGUCCAACUCCCUGUCAAUGCUCCAUACAAAAAGCCUUUUACUCCUCUCAUCAGAGACGGAGCUGCUACUAUCAACGGCAACUUCGGUGGGACUCAAAAUUACUUCCCAUCGUCUUUCUACAAUGUCGGAGUGGCAACACAAUAUUCACAACCCGAUGAAGAACAAUUCCAAGGAACAGUUGUCAACUUCGAGAGUGAAGUCGUCGAUGCAGACUACGUGCAGCCAAGAAUAUUUUGGGAGAAGACGUUGGCUCAAGAGCCAGGUCAGCAGGAUAACCUUAUCAGCAAUGUUGCUGGUCAUUUGAGCUCUGUUACUGGAGAGAAGGGAAUUGAAGUUCGGCAAGCGGUCUAUGCAAUGUUCGGCAAAGUCAACUCAGAUCUCGGCAAGCGUAUUGAGACUUCAACAGAAGCUUUGAUCAAGCAAAACGAGACUGUAACGGUGACCAAAGAUAUGAACAAUAUCAAGAUCAGCAAGCAAAAUGGAGUGAAAAAUGGUAUACCAAAUGGUAACAGCCAUAACAGUGGUAUGUUCGCUCAUAAGAAUUGGAUCUAG